Acanthosepion pharaonis is the source of this 1257-nucleotide messenger RNA. NCBI's taxonomy places the organism in Eukaryota, Metazoa, Mollusca, Cephalopoda, Sepiida, Sepiidae. The record is from the annotation of a GenBank genome assembly.
AUGGAUUGCAUCAUUGACUUUCCAUUCUUCUCACCCCCACCUUCCUUUCAUCGGCCCACUUGGCUCACCCUGCAACAAUCUGAUGAAUUCUAUAUUAGUACAAUAGCAUUUCUUUUUAUGUACUUAACUAGUUUUUGUCUCCUACAUAAACAGCCUCCAUUUCUUCCCUCAAUUCUUUCUUUAUCUAUGCAACUUUUCUUGACUGCUACUUUUUCUCCAUCCUCAGGAUACAGUUUGAGUUUGAUUCACUGGUCUUUCUCCCCUCUUUCUUUUCUCCCCUCUUUCCUUUCUCCCCUCUUUCCUUUCUCCCCUCUUUCCUUUCUCCCCUCUUUCCUUUCUCCCCUCUUUCCUUUCCCAUCUAAUCUGCUUAACUUGUUAAUCAUCUAUUUUCUCUCCACACUUCUAUCUACAAACUUCAUUUUCACUCUCUUGAUCAUUCUUUUCUCUCUCUCACUCUGUUUCUGUCUCUCUCACUCUGUUUCUGUCUCUCUCACUCUGUUUCUGUCUCUCUCUCACUCUGUUUCUGUCUCUCUCUCACUCUGUUUCUGUCUCUCUCUCACUCUGUUUCUGUCUCUCUCUCACUCUGUUUCUUUCUCUCUCUCUCCUCUGUUUCUUUCUCUCUCUCUCUCCUCUGUUUCUUUUCUCUCUCUCUCACUCUCUUUCUUUCUCUCUCUCUCUCCUCUGUUUUUCUCUCUCUCUCUCCUCUGUUUCUUUCUCUCUCUCUCACUCUUCUUUCUUUCUCUCUCUCUCUCUGUUUCUUUUUCUCUCUCUCUCUCACGCUCUGUUUCUUUUUCUCUCUCUCUCUCACGCUCUGUUUCUUUUUCUCUCUCUCUCUCACGCUCUGUUUCUUUUUCUCUCUCUCUCUCACGCUCUGUUUCUUUUUCUCUCUCUCUCACUCUGUUUCUUUUCUCUCUCUCUCCUCUGUUUCUUUCUCUCUCUCUCCUCUGUUUCUUUCUCUCUCUCUCUCCUCUGUUUCUUUCUCUCUCUCUCUCCUCUGUUUCUUUCUCUCUCUCUCUCUCUCUGUUUCUUUCUCUCUCUCUCUCUCCUCUGUUUCUUUCUGUCUCUCUCUCACUCUGUUUCUCUCUCUCUCUCACUCUGUUUCUUUCUCUCUCUCUCUCACUCUGUUUCUUUCUCUCUCUCUCUCACUCUGUUUCUUUCUCUCUCUCUCUCACUCUGUUUCUUUCUCUCUCUCUCUCACUCUGUUUCUUUCUCUCUCUCUCUCACUCUGUUUCUUUCUCUCCUACUCAAUUUAGGUAA